Drosophila subobscura is the source of this 1669-nucleotide messenger RNA. RefSeq names its product elongation of very long chain fatty acids protein AAEL008004 (gene Elovl7). The transcript has 6 exons. Gene Ontology annotation, biological process: fatty acid elongation, polyunsaturated fatty acid; fatty acid elongation, monounsaturated fatty acid; fatty acid elongation, saturated fatty acid. NCBI's taxonomy places the organism in Eukaryota, Metazoa, Arthropoda, Insecta, Diptera, Drosophilidae. The record is from RefSeq and is a predicted model, not a curated record. Gene Ontology annotation, molecular function: fatty acid elongase activity. Gene Ontology annotation, cellular component: endoplasmic reticulum membrane. Bases 474 to 1481 code for a protein of 335 amino acids.
AAUCAAACUUAUUUUGAUUUUUGAUUUGAAUGUGAAAACGUGCGCUCCGCUGUCCAGUCAAGUCUAGCCGUAGCCGUAGCCGUAGCCGUUUAGCAGCCCAUUGUGGUCAGCAGCAUCACAAAUCAAAGCAGCAGCAGCAACCAAGUAGCAUCCCAGCCAGUCCGCAGUUGUUCCCAUUGUGAUGUAGUUAAAACAAAUGCAAAAAUCAUACAAACAUGGUACAAAAGUGUGUGUGUAAUCCAAAUCAAGGAUAAUCAAAUCGAAUCAAAUCAAAUCGAAUCGAAACGAACGAGAGUGCGGCGAACGAGCAGUGAAAAUAAGUUGAAUGCCAAAGCAAAGUAAUCUUUGUAAAGAUUCAGCAAAGUGAAUAAUAUAUUAAAAAUUCCAAUACGUAUUACCUGUAACUAUCCACUAAUUGCAAGAAGGCUCCGAUCUCUUGAGUGCCUGCAACCAGCGAAUUACACAGGAACAAAAUGGAUUACCUCACAAGAUUCUAUGAUGGCUGGCGGGAUCUGAUGGACAACAAAUCGGAUCCGCGCACACAGGGGUAUCCGCUCAUGAGUUCGCCGUUCCCCACGAUAGCCAUCAGCCUUACAUAUGCGUACAUCGUUAAGGUACUGGGCCCCAAGCUCAUGGAAAACAGAAAACCCUUUGAGCUGCGCAAAGUUUUGAUUGUCUACAAUGCGGCGCAGGUGAUCUUCAGCACUUGGCUGUUCUACGAGUCCUGCAUCGGUGGCUGGCUCAAUGGCUACAAUCUGAGAUGCGAACCCGUUGACUACUCUUACUCACCCAAAGCGAUACGUACUGCCGAGGGCUGCUGGUGGUACUACUUCUCCAAGUUCACAGAGUUCUUUGACACUUUCUUCUUUGUGAUGCGCAAGCGGUACGAUCAGGUGUCCACGCUGCAUGUCAUCCAUCAUGGCAUCAUGCCAGUGUCCGUUUGGUGGGGCGUCAAGUUCACGCCCGGCGGCCACUCGACGUUCUUUGGCUUUCUGAACACCUUUGUGCACAUCAUUAUGUACACGUACUACAUGUUGGCCGCCAUGGGACCCAAGAUGCAGCGCUACUUGUGGUGGAAGAAGUACUUGACGGUGCUGCAGAUGAUACAGUUCGUGCUGGUCAUGGUGCACUCGUUCCAGCUGUUCUUCAAGAAUGACUGCAAUUAUCCGAUCGGAUUUGCCUACUUUAUUGGCGCCCACGCUGUGAUGUUUUACUUCUUGUUCUCGAAUUUCUACAAGCGGGCCUACGUGAAGCGAAAUGCCAAGGAAAAGGCAGCCGCCCUGAAGGCCAACGGACAUGCGAAUGGCGCGAUUAAGACCCAAAAGGAUGGCAAUGUGCCGGAGUCCACAGGCAAUGGCAAACUGAAUGGGUCUGCCAAUGGUUUCCACAACACCUUCUCAAAGUUCACCACGGAAAUGUGCAAUCCGGCGCUGAACACGACGACGCGACAGCGGGCGCUCGUCAACGCAGGCAACAAGUAGGAGGAGGAGGCGCCGCCAGAGCCAGCCAACCAGCCAGCCAGCCAAACAUGAAACACAAAAACAAAACAUAAGCAUAAAUUAAUUACGCUACCAUUUAAAUUACCUUACGAUUAAAUUAAUCAUAAGCAUAGGGAGUCCAAGCCUAAUCUAAGCCAAAUCGAAUUCGUAUCAAAAGAAAAACACAAACA